UAUGCCGGCAAAUGAAUAAUUUAUCGUUGUAUGUCGAUUCGAGGCGCGCAUCCUCGGGGCUUGAGGGGCGCCCCGCCGCGGGGAGGUGAGGGCAGGGGUGAGAGGAAAGCGGCGGCCUUCCGUCAGUCCGCGCCGAGCGGCCGACCCAGCGUCAUGUCUGUGUGUGCGCCGCGCGCAUGCUGCCGGCCGCGCGCCCCGGCGACGCUACUCGACAUCACAGCAAAAAUAGUAGCCGCGACUAUACCAUUCCAACGCAUUGAGGAGCGUUACGAACGCAUCCCGGAGCCUGUGCAACGGCGGGUCGUGUACUGGUCGUUCCCGCGGGACGAACGGGACAUAUGUAUGUACUCGUCGCUGGCGCGGGCGCCACCAGACGACCACCGCAACAUUGCCUUCUGCCGCGGCCUCAAGCUGCUAGAGGCCGGCUGCGUGGAGAACGUGCUACAAGUCGGUUUCCACUUAAGCGGUGUUGUUCGCGCCCCGGCCACAGUCCCGCCGUGCUCAGAGCCAGAAAGACUAUACAGAGUAACAGUUUCAUUUGACAGAUGCAAAAUAACAGGCGUGACAUGCAGCUGCGAAGCACGAGACAUAUUUUGGUGUCAGCACGUUGUUGCGCUUGCGCUUUAUCGCAUCAGAAAUGCAGACUCCGUCAGACUCCGUGUGCCUAUAUCAGAAACAUUACUGCAAAUGGACAGACAGCAACUGCAGAAGUUCGUGCAGUACCUCAUAGCGGAACACCAUACAGAGGUGCUGCCGACCGCGCAGCGGUUAGCUGACGAAGUUUUGCAGGCCAGGUCAGCGAUAAACAGGAUCUGCGGGGCGCCCGAUCCCACCGCUGGGCCGCCUCCAGACGCGCACCACGCCUGGCAUUUAGAUGAACAGCAGGUCUGCGAACAAGUCCGUGCCUACUUACUACAGGGAACAUAUUAUAAUGCCAAUAAGCAACUUAAUUCACUAUUUUCAAAGGUUAGAGAAAUGCUCAGAGCGCAAGACUCGAAUGGUCCCAGGAUGCUUAUGUUGAUGACGGAGCAGUUCCUAUCAGACCCUCGGCUCCUGUUGUGGAGAAACCAAAACACUCCAAUGACGGAAAAAUGCAGGCAACUGUGGGAACAGCUCGGCGCUUUAUGGGUCAGCAUAGUCUUGGACCCUGGAAGCAAUAAGAAUAAUAGGAUGCAGUGGAGGAAUCUAUUAGAAAAGUGGUCUGCAGUGGAAGUGUGCCCCACUGAGGAUCCGGAUUAUAGGUCUUUCCCAUUGUAUGCAAGAGAAAGAGAAAGAAAUGAGAGAGAUCGCGACAGGGACCACAGGGACCGGGACAGAGAACGUCACCGAGACAGAGAGGAGAGAGACCGGGAGAGACUGCGGGAGAGAGAGGAGAGAGACAGAGAAAGACAUAGAGAGAGACAAAGAAGAGAGAUGCAUUCCCAUUCGGAAAGUUCCGAUGAAGAUUCUAGACCUAAUAAUUACGAACGUGAAUACAGGAGAGCUAGCAAGAGACUCCGGUUACACAACCAACGGGCCGCGCCGCAAAGCGCGCCGCGCACUGUUUUCCAUAAAGCAUUGGAUGCGGUUGACAUAUCCUGGGAGAAUGACCACCUAAAAAACAUUCUGGGCAGCGAUGAAUACUGCGACCCUGAGAAGCCCUCGGAGAAGGCAGGCGCCUCCGCCGCCGCUCCACAGCCCUACCCCAAGUUCAAUGACCUCGGACAACCUCUAUGGCAUGAGCACCUGCCGGUAGUGGGCGCUCGCAUCGAGGCGCUGCGGGCCACGGGCCGCGCGCCCGCCGCGCUGCGCCUCGCCGUCGCCGCCGCACGCGCCAUGCGCCACCGACAGGAGGUGGCGCAGCAGCGGUGGCACGAGGCGGGCGGCGGCGAGGCGUCGGGCAGCGGCGCGUGCGGCGGCGCGUGCGGCGGCGCGUGCGGCGGCGGCUGCGGCGCGUGCGGCGAGCGUGCGCGCCUCGCGCUCGUGCUCGCGCACAUGGACGCCGGCACGUGCACGCCCGCCGCCGCCACCUGCGCGCUCUCGCACUCGCAGCGCUGCAUCGGCAGAGACAGCCGAUGCUGGACGGGGUGGACGCUGGAGGCGAUCUGGUGCGUGUACGAGUGCCUGGCGGACGCGUGCCUGGCGCCCGAUGACCAGCGCGCCUCUCCACGCCUGCAUACCGCCUACCUCGACGAAGAGCCCAACACCGGUCUGCCGCCCAGGUAUCAACACGUUCCAGUGGCUGGCAGCAAAAACCCAGAGGAAACCUACUUAGCACUGGCUCUAGAGGCAGCGUUGUUGGGCCUCGGCGUGCAGAGAAUGUUACCUAGCGGACUUUACGCGCAGGAACGGUAUUGCAAACAGGAGGAGCGGCUGAUAGCGCAGCUGCAGCGCGUGGAGGGCGAGGCGGCGGGCGGCGUGUGCGGGCGCGUGGCGCGCGCGCUGCUGGCGGGCGGGCCGGCGUCGUGCCUGGGCGCGCGCGUGCACCCGCGCGCCGCGCCCGCGCACACCUUCGCGCGCUUCCUCUUCCUCGCGCUGCUGCCCACCGACCCCGACCUGGCCUACCGCGUCGGCCUGCGCGCCAUGAGGCUGCCGAUGGUCGAGGAGGCGUACGCGCUGGACGGCGCGGGGCUAGCGGGCGGCGGUGCGCUAGCGGGCGGCGCGGCCGGUGUGGCUGGUGCCGGCGCCUGGCAUACGCUGCAGCACGCCGAGCAACAGCAAGCUGCGCUCGCCAGCGCUCUACUAGGCGCGGCGCGCGGCAGCCCGGCGCGGCUGCGCGCGGCGCUGGCGGCGGCGCAGCGGCACGUGCGCUCGGCGGCGCAGCUGUUCCGCCUGGCGCAGGACGCGCUGCGCCACGCCGCGCCGCCCGACGCGCCGCACCACCACCGCGACCUGCUCGCCGCCGCCUUCGAGCUCGGCCUCCAGGUGUUGCGGAUGACGUUAUCUUCUGUAAACUGGCGGCGACGAGAAAUGGUCCGUUGGCUGGUCACCUGCGCCACAGAACUAGGAUUAGACGCGUUGCUGUCUAUCAUGCAAAACUGGUACGAGCUGUUCACACCAACGGAAGCGACGGGUCCGGUGGCGGCAGCGGCCAUGUCGCACGCUACCGCACUACGUCUCGGCCUCACCUUCGAGCAGCAGGAGAAACUCAGCGCCUGCGCACGAACGCUCGCCUUGCAGUGCGCGGCUAAAGACCCGCCGGGCUGUGCGCUGAGCGCGCUGUCGGUGUGCGAGGGCUCGGCGGGCGCGUUCGAGGCGGCGUGCGCGGCCGUGGGCGGCGCGGCGGCCCGCGGCGCGCUCGCCUCCAGCCAGCUGUUCGCCGUCGCGCGCUACAUGGAGCAGCGCGGCCAGCCGGCGCGCGCCAUGCGCCUCGCCACGCUCGCCAUGCGCAACCUGCACCUGCACUACAACCAGGUACGCUCGCCUCCAGCCAGCUGUUCGCCUCCAGCCAGCUGUUCGCCGUCGCGCGCUACAUGGAGCAGCGCGGCCAGCCGGCGCGCGCCAUGCGCCUCGCCACGCUCGCCAUGCGCAACCUGCACCUGCACUACAACCAGGUACGCUCGCCUCCAGCCAGCUGUUCGCCUCCAGCCAGCUGUUCGCCGUCGCGCGCUACAUGGAGCAGCGCGGCCAGCCGGCGCGCGCCAUGCGCCUCGCCACGCUCGCCAUGCGCAACCUGCACCUGCACUACAACCAGGACAGCCAUCCUGCGAUCGCAGACAUCCACUGGGCGGUUGCGCUGGCUCACUCGCUGGGUCGCGCCGAGCUGCAGGCGAUGUUACCGCUCCUCGUCAAGAACGUACAGUGUGCCCCUGUGCUGUCGGACGUGCUGCGGCGGUGCUGCGUGGCGGCGGCGGGGUGCUCGCGCGCGCGGCCGGCGCCGCCGCGGCCGCCGACGCCGCUGCGGCCGCUGCUGGAGGCGGCGCUGCGGGCCUACGCCUCCACCACGCACGCGCGCCUCGCGCACAUCUCGCCCAGGCACUACGCGGACUUCGUCGACUUUCUCGGCAAAGCACGUGACACGUUCGCACUCGCCCAUGACGGUCCGCACCAGUUCGCGGCGCUGUUGCAGGAGAUCAAACUCAAGUACAAGGGCAAGAAAAAGCUCAUGUUCCUCGUCAAAGAGAGGUUCGGUUGAAUGCCCACUCGUCCACCGACAUAUUAUGGCAUU
This is a messenger RNA of Galleria mellonella (greater wax moth), 4147 nucleotides long. Its product is annotated as zinc finger SWIM domain-containing protein 4-like. Bases 31 to 3996 code for a protein of 1321 amino acids. Gene Ontology annotation, cellular component: Cul2-RING ubiquitin ligase complex. Lineage: Eukaryota; Metazoa; Arthropoda; Insecta; Lepidoptera; Pyralidae. The transcript has 23 exons. Gene Ontology annotation, molecular function: zinc ion binding. The record is from RefSeq and is a predicted model, not a curated record.